Messenger RNA from Brassica oleracea var. oleracea, 914 nucleotides. RefSeq names its product PHD finger protein ING1. The record is from RefSeq and is a predicted model, not a curated record. Gene Ontology annotation, cellular component: nucleus. Bases 57 to 788 code for a protein of 243 amino acids. The transcript is spliced from 7 exons. NCBI's taxonomy places the organism in Eukaryota, Viridiplantae, Streptophyta, Magnoliopsida, Brassicales, Brassicaceae.
ACAAUUUAAAGAGAGUGUUGCGAGCGAAUAAUAAUAAUAAUAUCUUCUCCAAACAUAUGCAAUCUUGUGAAACCCUAAAUACCCAAAUGUCAUUCGCCGACGAAUUUGAAUCUAAUCUCGUGUCGUUGGCUCAUGUAUUGCAGAAGAAAUAUGCACUCCUCCGUGAUUUGGAUAAAAGUUUGCAAGAAAAUCAAAGACAGAACGAGCAACGGUGUGAAAAGGAGAUAGAGGAUAUAAGAAGAGGCAGAACCGGAAAUGUUACACCCAAUGCACACUUCUCAGAGGAAGCAAUUGAUGAACAGAAGCACAGUGUCAGGAUUGCUGAUGAGAAGCUCGCUUUGGCUAUGCAGGCUUAUGAUCUGGUGGAUAUGCAUGUUCAGCAACUUGACCAGUACAUGAAAAAAUCCAAUGAGCAGAUGCGCCGAGAGAAGGAAAAUGCUUCUGCAUCAAACCUUGAGAACAGCGGGGAAGCCGGGAAGGCAGGUGAAGGUAGAAGAGGAGGACGAAAGAAGACAAGGCUAGCAACUGCAGCGUCAACAGCAGCAGUAGCAUCAGCAUCAGCAGGUAUGACUUCUACUGGUAUGGAUUUGGAUCUGCCUGUGGAUCCCAACGAACCAACUUACUGCAUCUGCAACCAAGUUAGCUACGGCGAGAUGAUUGCAUGCGAUAACAAUGAGUGUAAGAUUGAGUGGUUCCAUUUUGGUUGCGUGGGUCUGAAAGAUCAACCCAAAGGGAAAUGGUACUGUCCGGAUUGUGCUACAGUCAAGAAGAGCAGGAAAGGCCGAUGAUUCUGAAUCUAAAAAGCUCGUGUGUUUCGUUUAAAACGGUCUAUAGUAGUUGUAUAUCCACUGACCAUUGAAUAAUGACUAUGGGUUGCACAUGCUCUAUAUAUAAGACCUUCCAUUCCCAAUAAA